This is a messenger RNA of Solanum dulcamara, 705 nucleotides long. RefSeq lists its product as uncharacterized. NCBI's taxonomy places the organism in Eukaryota, Viridiplantae, Streptophyta, Magnoliopsida, Solanales, Solanaceae. The record is from RefSeq and is a predicted model, not a curated record. The transcript has 2 exons. Bases 1 to 705 code for a protein of 234 amino acids.
AUGGCGCCAUAUGAAGCCCUAUAUGGUAGGAAGUGCAGAUCCCCGAUUGGUUGGUUUGAUGUGGGCAAGACUAAAUUAAUUGGGCCAGAUGUGGUACAGCAAGCAGUUGAUAAAGUAAAGCUUAUUCGGGAGCGAUUAUUGGCUACCCAGAGUCGACAAAAAUCAUAUGCAGAUAAGCGACGUCGACCACUAGAGUUUCAGAUUGGCUAUUGGGUAUUUCUGAAGGUGUCGCCCAUGAAAGGUGUGAUGAGGUUCGGCAAAAAGGGUAAGCUUAGUCCGCGGUAUAUCGGACCUUAUCAGAUUACCCAGAGGAUAGGCGAAGUCGCCUAUGAGCUAGACUUACCGUCCGAUCUGGAGGCAGUGCACCCGUUAUUUCAUGUAUCUAUGCUUCGUAAAUGUGUUGGUGAUCCUUCCAGAAUAUUUCCUAUAGAAGAUGUACAGAUAACAGAGGAGCUAUCUUACGAAGAACAUCCCGUAGCCAUUUUAGAUCGGCAGGUGAGAAGAUUACGGACCAAGGAUGUACCCUCUGUCAAGGUUCUGUGGCGGAACAAUAACCGAGAGGAAAUGACCUGGGAGGCUGAAAGCGAGAUGAAGAAGAAAUAUCCGUACCUGUUUCCUAUGCCGUCAGGAGGGGAGGAUGUUACAUCUCGCACCUUUGCGCAUUCGGAAAGAGGGAAAAAAAUAUUUUUGGCUUGCAAAGAAUGA